This is a messenger RNA of Corythoichthys intestinalis (scribbled pipefish), 2245 nucleotides long. RefSeq lists its product as uncharacterized. Lineage: Eukaryota; Metazoa; Chordata; Actinopteri; Syngnathiformes; Syngnathidae. The transcript has 2 exons. The coding region runs from base 396 to 998 and encodes 200 amino acids. The record is from RefSeq and is a predicted model, not a curated record.
AGCCGGUCUCUUAUUUUUGUCUGCAGAAUCCAUCGGUAAAUUGUGGACAGUUACCGGCUCGUGUGUUUUUGCCAAGCGGAGACAAGGCAAAUGCCAGUCAGCUUUUACAGCCACGCCAACAAUGCUGGCUACUACGCCAGCCUUGAGCUCCAUGAGGGCACCUAGUCCUACACCAACCUCUACGCCGAUAGCAACAAGCAGAUCUUCGUCUACUUUGACCCCAUGCACCUUUGGAAGAACAUCUACUGCAGCUUCCACAACAACGUCUGUAUGGUGCUGCCCAGGUGUCCUGGGGCUAAAGCAAGUGGCCAGCAUUAUUCAUUUUAUAAAAAAUAUGAAUCAAAACACCUAUCUUUCAAAAAAAAAAACAACAUGUUUUUUAAGAGCCUGAGAGGAUGAGGACGGCCCAAUUCUCAAGCCUGAAGGUGCUAGGCAGGUGGGAGAAGUACAAGUCCGUCAAGGCCGGCUACAAGUUGACCCAGAAGGUGCUGGCACGCGCUUUGAUCAAGUUGCAGAGCGUCGGGCUCAUUAUGGAGGUCGUCAACGCCAACACGGUCACGGGGCUGAGGCUCCUCUUGAUCACGACAGGCAAGGAGGAACACAGGGACACGGAGACAUGCCGGGCGGUCUUCAAGCGACCAUAUCUCUCCAUGGCCCACAUGGCGUCCUUCAGAAUGUCACUGUGGGACUCCCUGAUGUGCAGGAAGCACAAGAGCACCUGCUGGAGUUCCUGGCGGUCCCUCUUCAUCUGUUUUGGUACAAACUUCUCCAAGGAUGUGUCAUCAGAAGCGAGGAAGAACAAGGCCUUGGAGUGGCUGACCGGCAGGACAGGAAAAGGAGCAGAGUCGAGGAGGGUAGAAAGGAGAUGGCGAGGAAUAGGAACUUGUACAAGUCGAGAAGCUGACCAGAAAAUGCAAGGCAUAGAAAGAGGCUAUGUGAUUGUAGAAAGACGAGGCUCACAUCCUGGUAAACCCACAUCAAUUAUAUGCACUGCCUGAAUUAUGGGACUAUCUCACACGCAUUUUAAUAUUUAUGUUUAUUUUAGUGCUGUCAAAUUUAUCGUGUUAACGGACGGUAAUUAAUUUUUUAGAUUAAUCACAUUAAAAUAUUUGAUGCAUUUAACGUUAGCAUGCACGGAAUGACCCGCUCAUGCAUUGCCUCAAAUAGAUUACAAUGAUGCCGUUUUUGCAUAUUGAGAGAUGAAAGGCAGUGAUAUGCGAGUGGACUUUUAUUGGCAUAAGCUUUGGCAAAUCCUUCACAACAAACAUAACUAUUGUGGCGAGCGACGUGGGGAAGAACGACAUGAGAUGAUCUUUUUCAUAACACGCUUUAUUGAACUCAACGCAGAACAUAUACCAUUUGCAGCCACCGCUGACAGUCAUGGUUGCCCAACUUCCCAUCAUGCAUUUGGGCGGAACAGUUAAGUCGCUACAGUAUCAUUUAGUGAAAGCACAACAAAAAUAAUAUUCCUAUCAAAAAAAAAAAAAUUAUAAUAAUGGUCACAAAAAGAAAAGCGCUCAAUGCAAAGAGAACUGGCAUUCCCAAUCAAAAUAGCUAUGCAAAAUACACAUAAAACUUACUCAGACUUUGCCUUGGCUAGAUCUCUAAUUAAUUUAAAACUCACCAUUGACACCUUGUGGUGUAUUUCAAUCACUAUCUUACGUAGUUAAAGACAUUGUAAAAGAAAGGCAGGGACCCCAUGUGACGUCCCGCUCAGCGACAUCAACAAUGGCGAGCUAUUAGUUUAUUUUUUGAUUGAAAAUUUUACAAAUUUUAUUCAAACGAAAACAUUAAGAGGGGUUUUAAUAUAAAAUAACUGUAACUUGUACUCAAAUUUAUCUUUUAAGAACUGCAAGUCUUUCUAUCAGUGGAUCCGUUUAACAGAAAGAAUGUUAAUAAUGAUAACGACAUCUUGUGGAUUUAUUGUUAUAAUGAACAAAUACAGUACUUAUGUACAGUAUGUUGAAUGUAUAUGUCCAUCUUGUCUCUUAUCUUUCCUUUCAAACAAUAACUUACAGAAAAAUAUGGCAUAUUGUAGAGAUGGUUUGAAUUGCGAUUAAUUAUGAUUAAUUAAUUUUUAAGCUGUGAUUAACUCAAUUUAAAGAUUUUAAUCGUUUGACAGCCCUAGUGUAUUUACAUUUCAUACUUGCACAUCACUUUUGAGAUUUUAACUUAUCCUGCACUGUAAAGGGAUGCUCCACAAUUUCAUUGUAUAACUGCGUAAUGAUAAAAAAGGGCUAUUUUA